Messenger RNA from Rhopilema esculentum, 5296 nucleotides. RefSeq lists its product as uncharacterized. Gene Ontology annotation, molecular function: protein binding. Lineage: Eukaryota; Metazoa; Cnidaria; Scyphozoa; Rhizostomeae; Rhizostomatidae. The record is from RefSeq and is a predicted model, not a curated record.
AUGUUGAAGUUGUAGAAAUCAGCUGUUCAAAAGUUAAUAAAAAUGAAUUGAUAACAACUGAUUUUUUCAUAAUGUAAAGUAAAACUUUCCAAGUUUGAAAUCGAAGCGUUGUUUAUUACCGGAGAUGUCCUAGAUGUCGUGGAUUUAUAUAUUUUCCCAGGAAUCUAAAAAUUGAUCAAAUUGUUCGAUGAGAUUUGUAAUUUCGGCAAUACUGCAAUUGCAACGAUACGGUACACUGAAUAAAUCGCCGAAUUGGUUAGAACGCCAACUUUUGAUGUUGAAUAUACGGAUCAGCAUGUAAGGGCGAAUUCGCAGCUGUCAAAUUUAUUAACCACAGUUUCUUAACAAACUUUUAAGAGUGAUUGAGGUUGUCAUUCUUCCUCGAAAACUUCUAAUCGCAGACUAGAAAGAUAAACUAUUUCGAUUUUGCGAACAAAUGAAAGUAUUCAUGCUAACCUGCUUGUGAGCACCCACUCGGGGCAAAGGAGGUGGGUUGGAACGAGGAUGCUUUUUACUGCACUUAACUCUUGAUGCGACUUGCUGUGGUUGUAAUAUACGAACGCAGCCAUAUUGUGUUAGUGCUGCAUAAUAAAUUUAGAUUUAUAAAUUUGUGAACAAAUGAUGAGUAUGGAGGUCUCAGAUCAGGAAGAAGAGGAAGUGGAGGAAGUUAUGGAGGCAGAAAUCGUUAGCCUAACACUCGAUCCACCUCCGGCCAACGCUGCUACCGUUUUGCAUCAACAUCAUAUCCAUCACAGUCACCAUGGGCAUGGGCCUAAUUGCAUUGACCAUAGCUGCCUUAAUAAUUCUAGCAAAAUUGUGGAUAAUCCGUCUCUUGCGCUGCAAAGUAUGAAGCAGGGGGAAGUUAUUGACAGAGAAAGCAGCGAAGCAACGAAUAAUGGUGGAGCAAAUCUUAAGGAGCUUAACGAGCAGAAUUCAAAUGAUGUUUCUUCUUCCCCAAAGUAUGUUGAUGAGGGAACUAAGUUCACAUUACAGCCAUCCCCAACAGAACAAGAUUCCCAAAAAGUAGUGCCAAGUUUUGAACUCGGGAAUGCUACAACACUGUUAGAUAACAGUGUAGAACCAAUUGCUGGUAAAUCUAUAAAAUCGGAGGUAUUACCCAAAAAAUCGUCUUUUUCUUGUUUGAAAUCCAGGAAAUUAGGCACUGGAGACGAACAGAACAAAACUCGCAAAAAUGUUUCAUUUCCUGCAGAUGGGAUAAUGGUAACUAUGAAGGUAGAUCCAGUGGAUCCGUGGAGAAAUGCAAAGGUUGCCACAAGUGCAGAAGUGAUAUUUGAAUACAAAAAGAUCUGCAAACAAACAAGAACUAAAGUAGUGGAAAAUGUUGUCAGGCAACUGCAGGACCUUCCAGACCUGUCUACUAGAAUUGCUACUUUGUCACUAAAAGGUGUGAAGCUAGACAGUAAAUCAUGUGAGGCCCUAGAAGCUGUCUUCAAGAGAGUUAGAUUUGAAGUAAUUGAUUUUGAAAACUGUGGCCUAGAAGAGGAGGGUGCAACAGCUCUUUUAGAGAUGAUCGAAUUUUACCAAAGUGCGUGCAAACUUAGCGUUGCUAUGAACCCGAAAAUGGGGGCACGUGGCUGGCAGACACUGUGUCGAAUGCUUCGCAAAACGCCAUGUUUACAUUCAUUAGACGCACGGCGCACCAUGCUGACUGAUCAAACGAUGCCAAUGUUUGGAAGAUGCCUCAAAAUGGAUCCGCAUUUGAGAACAUUACAUCUGGAAGGAGUGUUUUUAAGUGGAAGACCUCUACUUAUUCUGACAACUGCACUGAAAUACAACACGUUUUUAGAAGACCUAUAUCUGGGAGACAACGACCUGCAAUCGGCAGAUGGUGUUUCGAUCGGAACAAUGCUGAGUGCAAACAAAACACUCCAGCUACUCGACUUAAGAAAUAACAGUUUCAGGGAUGCUGGUUUGGUACACAUCGCAAAUGGGUUAACAGACCAGGCCAACUUCGAUUCUGGAGGAUUGGCCUCCAUUGUUCUUUGGAACUUAGGACUAACACACGAAGCAAUGUUUGGGUUUUGUAAUGCUUUGGCGAAAUCGAAAAGUCUCAGGUCAUUGAAUCUAGGCCAAAAUCGACUUAGUGACCUAGGGAUACAGAAAAUCAAACCUGGUCUCAUUAGAAAUAGAUCGUUACGUAAACUUGGCUUGCUGAAUACUAGAAUCAGCAAUGAAGGUGCUGUUGCAUUGGCUGAAAUUCUUGCUGACAGCAUUUCAUUGUCAAGAAUAGAUGUUAGAGAAAACAACAUUCAGAUUGCUGGGCUGAUGGCAGUAUCUUUAGCAUUGAAAGUCAAUCAUUCCCUGAUUAGAAUCGAUCUGGAUAAAGAGCUGAAAAAGGAGCCAGGCCUAGAAACGGUACAGCAGUCCGUUUUGGCGGAUAUUUAUAACUUUUGUCAUCGAAACAAGCAACUUGCUCGCGAAACAAUAUCUCGGGAGAGUUCAACUAGCGAGGACAGCGAAUCUCUUGUGAGUCAAGAAUUCAGCGAAAAGGAAUCAGACGAUGAACGUAGCGAUAAUUUGGAUGAUUUUUCAAGGAAUCAACAGAUUUUAUCAACAUUACAAACGCUUGCAUCCAAAGAGAGACAAAAACAAGAUGAUCCACCAAGCCACGCCACUGUGGCCCCAAACCACGCCACUGUGGCCCCAAGCCACGCCACUGUGGCCCCAAGCACUAUCUACAAACCAACCUUAGCCGAUGCCCACAAGAAUUCAGUUACCCCGAAGCCUAGGUUUACCAUAACGAGGUUAGUAGAAACUAUAGGGAAUGCAUCUGCUGGUGUCGCCAAUAAAAUUGCAAGUGUAAGAAGUGACCAUUCAGCUAAAAGCCCCCAAAACCAGGAUACUAAACCCCCUGAGAGCAAAGAUCCCAGUCAUCUGGCCAAUGACGGUCGAAAGGAUUCCCCGUGGAAAAACCUGCAGCGUCAGACUGGCAUCGAUGCUGCUGAGGGUUUGCAAAAUGACGAAGAAGCAACACCAACAGUUGACUUCAGCAAUACAGAUAGAGAUUUGGGAGAAUUGUAUCGCAGACUUCAAGACGGAAAGGUUGAUAUUAUACAAGACCAAUUUACCGAAAAUUCACGAGCAAUAAUUGAAAAUAAAGUCGAUAAUCACAUAGAGAAGAUGCAGUUUCCUGGCAAAGCCAAAAAACUUAAUGACGUCAUUAGAGAUAAAAGAACUGAAGUCGAUGGAUCUUCCUUAGAUGACAAAAGCACAACAAAUGAUUUAACUGGAAUUGAAACAACCGGGAAUUUUUCUGGAAAUACCAAUGGCCAAGUAGGUAUAGAGUAAACUGAUUGUGUAAGUAGUAUUUUACAAAAUUGUUUUUCUUCGCAAAAUGAUUUAUUUACCCUGUUCAAAUUCUUAUUGAUUCGAUGAAUGACCGGCGUACACCAGUGAAAUUUUAGGAUAUUAAUGGAUUCAGGUAUUUGUUGCAAGUUCCGAAUAUGCUAAGAAAGAGGAAUUUUGUUUCCCGUAAGUCAGUUACGUUAGGAAAUUUAAAUGAUGCAGACGGAGAGUUGAAACCGAAGAUGAUUUUAAUCCAUUAUAAGUUUCGUUUCGUUAUGAUCAAAAAAAACUUUAAAGAAAUGCUAUUAGUGGUUGAUCUUUUGCAUCUCCCCAUAUGUUUUUAACCCUAUGUAGACAGCUAAUUUGAGACACAGCCAAGAUUUAGACGACCUGGAAAAAACUUUGAUGGUUUGUGUACACAAGCUCUUACUUCUAUCUUCAGAGAUAUUUAGCUCUUUAACAUUUUCAUGAUUUUUUAGCUCUGAAAUAAAAAGCCAAAUGUCCUCAGUGGCUUUGGCUACCCUCUAUGUUAUUUGUUUCUGGGACAUUACUUGACAAGUGAAAGCAAAAUAUUAUGAUAUAUCCCUUCUACGUAAUUUUUUCUCAAUCCAUGUUUUACUCGCACUAAUUGUUGUGUAAUUGUAGAGUCGUAAAUGGACUAAAAAACGAAUGUUAGUAUUUGCUACUGAUCGAUUCUUUGUAUGUAAAUUGGCAAAUUUUCUCAUGUCAAGUAGAACCAGAUAAUGUCAAGGUACUUUGAUGUGUUUAAUAUCAGACAUGUAUUGUCAUUCACCUAUUUGGUAUUGCAUGAAAGGCAUAGUCAAGAUUACCUUCUCAUGAUUACCUUCUCAUGACAAUAGUAAGUCCGUACAAAGCAACGCAUCACAAAGCUGUAUCUUCAAACUUCACUUAGGGAAAACAAUGACUGGACUGCAAAUUUAUUCAUGAAAGAUUACAACUACGAAGUUAAAACUUCACAAAAUAAAAAACCUCAGCAAAAAGUCGCUGAGAUUUCAUAAUAUUUACCUUAGUGAACUUCCCUUCCCCCUCUUUUUAUUUUUAUUAUCGGGGUAAAAGUGAUAGGUUCGUGAAGGUAUUUUCAGGUGCAAUUCUUUCGUUGCAACCAAGGUUGAUUUUUAUGGGCAUUUCAGCAUUUAUUUCACGAUUAAACGCCCGAAGAUCCAAUAUAACUCAUGCCAAAGAAUAUGGGUUUCGAUAAAUUGCGUAGACAUUAAAAUGAUUAAUUCAUUAUCGUCAGAAAUGGGUUGUCGGAGAUUCCUGUAUACCAUUGAAAUAUAAGAAAAUGAGUGAAGUCGAACAUAUCUUAAUUUUAUAUUUUACUGUAUAUAAUUUUUCAUUUCUUGAAUCGCUUGAAAGGCGAAUAGACAGGGGCUUUAAAAACAAGGAUGUUAGAUUGAAUUGUUCCCAAAAGAUCGAUUUAUAGCACUCUCAACGUCUAUUUUAAUUUUUUAUACUCUGUCAGUUUUUGUUGCACUUUCCCUUUAAACUUCUUUAACCUCUCAUUCCUUGGUGCUUCUUCUAACUGGAUGUAAUUCUAGCAUCGGGACAACACAUCUAGCAAAUAGGCCGUGACUCUCCCUUGCGUAAAAUAAUUUUUUAAAUCGAUCCUUUUGACUCUAAACAUAGCUUUUAUUGUUUCAGUAACAUGAUGGGUAACAUUAGUAAUAUUGCUUAACUCAAGAUUUUGUACAUAUUUAAGUAGAUUUUCGUUUCAUAUUGAUGAUGAUCGCAGGAUGUUGCCAGCUGUUUGUCUUUUUUCUGUCAUUUUUCUUUGGCAUUUGACUAAAAUAAUGUUAUAAAACCAGACGACGAUUCCUUCAUUGGCAUAAUCAUCAACUGUGGAUUUAGUUUUCAAGAUUACCUUUACCUUAGGUGGUGGAAGCUAUCAUAUUUUAACUGCGUUUCAAAAAAAGUACAUAGAAAUAAGCUGCUGCAAGACUACAUAGCAUGAUUACAGCCAAAGGGGGGG